This is a messenger RNA of Mucor mucedo, 2025 nucleotides long. RefSeq lists its product as uncharacterized. The transcript has a single exon. Gene Ontology annotation, molecular function: protein binding. NCBI's taxonomy places the organism in Eukaryota, Fungi, Mucoromycota, Mucoromycetes, Mucorales, Mucoraceae. The coding region runs from base 1 to 2025 and encodes 674 amino acids. The record is from RefSeq and is a predicted model, not a curated record.
AUGGCUGCCAUCAAAGCCUAUGGUGCUUCCCGCGAUACAGUGCAUGUAACAGCCACCUACAAAGAGUAUCGAAAACGAUACACCGUAAACCCCACCAGCGAUGGAUUUUACAUGACGGCGCUUUUGGACUGUGGUCAAUUACCCAUGGCCUAUCGCCAUUUACGAGAUAUGAUGGACCGCACAUGUACAACGCAACUUGCCAAGUACCUUUCGGAUUGGAUUGCAUUGUGUGUAAAACGCAACAUGAUGCCGUUGGCCCUGGAAGGUUUAACCGUGUGUGAUAUCGAAAGUAUCGAAAAGGAACCAUUAGAAAGCAUCACACAAUCACUUUGGCUUGGCUAUUCCCAUGAAAGGAUGACACCCAUGUCUGUCGAAACCUUUGUUCAACUGUAUAUAGAAGAAAAGGUCACAAAGAUCGACACAUUAUACCUCUUUACGAUGAUGGACUUGAUCUCGUAUACCUCGCUUAUGACACCUACACAUCGUACUUUACACCUUUUAUUAGAAUAUGCAUUUGAUCGACAACAGUAUGGGAGAGUGAUCCGUGUCUUAUCCAGCAUGACACACGAUUCUGAGGAAACCAUGCAAUUUUUAGCUGCAAGGUUGGGACCCCAUACGGGUUACGCACAAUACGUGGAGACCCUGCAAUCCCAACUCGAUAGUGGGAAAGAGACGAAACGUAUGCUUGCACGAGGGGACGAAACCGUGAUGGAUUGGCUACGAGACACAGGAUGUCAAGAUUUAGAUUGCUAUGCCAUGGUGUUGGAACAUUGGUUAACGUGUGGACGAUGGAAGGAAUGUAUACGAGCCUAUGGACGAUUAAAAACAAGAGAGAAAGGCACCAUGACGAAUCGACGUCUGGUGAAAGCGUAUGUGACUGCACGGUGUUCGAUGGGAGACGAUUGGAUGGGAGUAGAACGAGCAUUGACGGAAGGACAGAUCCGAUUUACGUCGACAACUGUCACACGUAUGCUGAUGACAAUGAUGGGUUUCCAGAGCAAGACGGGUGUAGGAUUGGUGCCUGGGAAACAUGUGUUAACGGCAUUAACCCUGAUGGAAAAGAAGCUGGAUGUGCAACUGAGUGGAGAAGAACUGGCUCGAUUGAUCAGCGGGUUAGGGAAACGAGGCGAUGUCGAGAAUGGAUUUCGAUUGUAUACAUGGGUGAGAGAACAAAAGGGAGAACGAUGUGCCAGCAGUCAUUUGUAUCGUGCCAUGAUGACCAGUGCUACCAAAAACAAUGAUAUUCGUAAACUGGAACGUGUGUGGGUGGAUAUGCAAUACCGAAAACGAUUUUUGGACGAUGGAGAAAGUGAAAAGGAAGAACAUUCAUUGACGAGAUACAAUGUCUUGCUAAACGGGUAUGCUUCUCGAUUGCCUAAACCUGACUUGACACGAGUAAAGAAAGUCUUUCAACGGUUACUGGGGCAGAAUUUAUCACCGGAUAUUGUGACCUAUAACAUUUUAAUUAAAGCGUUUGUGAAUGCGAAUAAUAUGGAAGCCGCUAAUCAAAUAUUUCAAAAGAUGAUCCAAUCGGGUAUCCAACCUGAUACCUAUUCGACCAACACAUUAUUAAACGGCUGGAUUAUUCGAAAGGAUUGGCAUCAUGUGGAAACAUUUGUGAAGGAAUUAAAAAAGGGCACGCAACAAGAAUUGGAUGUGGUGACGUUUAAUUUAUUAGUACAAAGUUUCUUACAAUUGGAUUCAAAGACGAUGAAUUAUACACAUUGGCUUAAACAACAAAAGAAGGGUGCGCAUCUGAAGCAAAUGGAAACGAGUAGUACUCAAGUGACCGGUAAAAUGUCGAGUCAGAAGAUUUGGUCCAUCUUUCGAUCAACGACGGGAUAUGGACCUGAUUUGAAACCUACGGCGAUGGAAGGAUUUGUCAAGUUAUUCUCCACAGAGGCUGAUGAGGUGACAGGCAAACUGUUUAUGAAGGCCUUUGUCAAUAUCAAGGAUUAUCCAUCCGCUGCUAAAAUACAAAAAUGGAUGACGCUUAUACCACAUAAUAAUAAAGAAACAUUAUAA